Molecule: messenger RNA, 645 nt
Organism: Microthlaspi erraticum
Lineage: Eukaryota; Viridiplantae; Streptophyta; Magnoliopsida; Brassicales; Brassicaceae
Source: the annotation of a GenBank genome assembly
AUGAAGCAAAUCCUAGCAAUCAAACCCAGCAAGAAAGGCGCCACUGACUCCUUCAUUUGGCUCUCCACUAAGUCCGGCGUUUACUCGGUCAAGACUGGUUACCAUUCAGCUAUGGCCUUGCAGGAAAACCCUCUUGACCCCCUUAACCUGCACGAACCAUUUAAUUGGAUGACAGAAGUCUGGAACGGAAAGUUCUCUCCAAAAAUGAAGGUGUUUUUGUGGAAAACACUCCAGGAGGCUUUACCUGUUGGCGGAAAUCUCCUCAACCGGGGCUUGAUGGACACGGCUUGUUGCAUCCAUUGUGGCGAUCUUGAGACAACGGAACACUUGUUCCUCCACUGUCCCUAUGCUACAGCAGUUUGGAAACUGGCUCCCUUCUCCAUUAACCCAAACCCAAACCUACUUCAAUCCUUCUCAGCAGCCCUAACUACAUCCAAAACUUGGAUUUGCCUCCCACCGAUAGGCGCAGGAUCAGGGUCUCUCUUUCCCUGGAUAUGUUGGGCUAUUUGGAAAGCUCGAAACACCUUGAUCUUCGAAGAACGUCUCUUUCAACCUGUGGAAACGAUGCACAAAGCCAUUACGGAUUUUUUUUUUUUCAGGUUUGGCCAGGUUCGGAUUGUUUUUUUUGGCCAGGUUUUGGGAUAA